CGGGAGUCGUAGUCUCCGGGGAGUCCGGCGGGGGAUGCGCGGCUUCUGCGGAAGCGCCCGCGGCUGGCUGCGGCUCUGCGGAGGCGGCGUCCCGGGGCGCGGCGGGAGGCGAGCCAUGGCCGAGGCGGCCGGCUUGAUGGGCCAGAGGAUCGUCUGGGUGGACCUGGAGAUGACCGGCCUUGACAUUGAGAAGGACCAGAUCCUGGAGAUGGCCUGCCUUGUCACAGAUUCAGGGCUGAACAUCUUGGCCGAAGGUCCUAACCUGAUCAUCAACCAGCCAGAUGAGUUACUUGAUGGCAUGUCAGACUGGUGCAAAGAGCAUCAUGGGAAGUCCGGUCUCACCAAGGCAGUGAAGGAGAGCACGGUCUCCCUGCGCCAAGCAGAGUACGAGUUUCUGUCCUUCAUCCGACAACAGACUCCGCCGGGGGUCUGCCCUCUCGCAGGAAAUUCUGUUCAUGCCGACAAGAAGUUUCUUGACAAGCACAUGCCACAGUUCAUGAAACACCUGCAUUACCGGAUCAUCGACGUCAGCACCGUGAAGGAGCUCUGCAGGCGCUGGUAUCCUGAGGACUACGAGGCCGCUCCCAAGAAGUCUGCUGCUCACAGGGCCCUGGAUGACAUCCGGGAGAGCAUCAAAGAGCUGCAUUUCUACAGGAAUCACAUCUUCAAAAGGAGAACAGACGAAAAGAAAAGGAAACUGUUGGAAAACGGGGAAAGCGAACAGCCUCUUAGUUGAUCCCGCAUCCCGAUCCUUUAGGAGAACCUCCAGAGCCCGGGGCAGUCUUCCUGCUGAAGAACAGAACCUCCUUUCAGCUCCGUCGCUUUCUCAGAAGGGCGACGUGACAGGAUCCCGGGUGUGAGAGGCAUUUCAAGGCUGCCUCAGUUGAGAAGUAGAGAAUACUUGCAGUCCUUGGAGAAUGGCUUCCAUUUGGCCCCAAACACCCCUCAAUUGUUUUAGAAUUAAAAUCAAACCGCUCUGCAAAA
Thamnophis elegans (Western terrestrial garter snake) is the source of this 984-nucleotide messenger RNA. It is a transcript of the gene REXO2, whose product is annotated as RNA exonuclease 2. The transcript is spliced from 7 exons. The coding region runs from base 35 to 736 and encodes 233 amino acids. Gene Ontology annotation, cellular component: mitochondrion. Lineage: Eukaryota; Metazoa; Chordata; Lepidosauria; Squamata; Natricidae. Gene Ontology annotation, molecular function: nucleic acid binding; 3'-5'-RNA exonuclease activity. The record is from RefSeq and is a predicted model, not a curated record.